Molecule: messenger RNA, 1960 nt
Organism: Carica papaya (papaya)
Lineage: Eukaryota; Viridiplantae; Streptophyta; Magnoliopsida; Brassicales; Caricaceae
Source: RefSeq, a predicted model, not a curated record
ACGUAGAACAACGACGAACCUAAAUAGAAGGAUUGCAAUGUUAAGAUAUAAUUUUUUAACUAUAGUUUUUUUUGUAUUUGGACUCUUCAUUUUUAUUUAUAAUCUAGUUUAGAAAGCUACCAAUUAUUUGAGAAAUUUAACUGUAAUGGGAUAUCUAGUCUGUGAAUGAUGGUAUGUUAUAAAACUCUAGUUAAGAAAUACCAUGAUGGUGGACUUGUUAACAAUGUGGUUGUCAGUACUUUCUGACUCUUGUAGUUGUGAUCAUAUACCGGUGACUGUGGAUUGUUUUUGUUUUUUUUUUUUCUUUUUCUUCCGAUUCUAGUUCAACUAUGAUACAUCACAUUUUCUGAUGCAGGUUGACAACACUUGGCCAUUAGUUAUUACUGGAUACUCUCUGGGAGGAUCUAUUGCCUCUCUCUUUACCUUAUGGCUGCUAGAGAUCAUCAAUGGAUCGACCUCCAAGCACCCCUUUUGCAUUACUUUUGGUGCACCCCUUAUCCGUGAUCCUGGUGUUCAGGCAGGUUUAGAAAACUCAAGAUGGAAUUCUUGCUUCUUACAUGUGACUGCAAGGGAAGAUCCAGUUCUAAAACUUUUCAUCUCACCUGACUACCGGCAUAUUAUUGAUUCAGCUUUCCCAAAUAGAAGUUACAAACCUUUUGGGACAUUUCUUUUGUGUUCUGAAUUUGGAUGUACUUGGUUUGAGGAGCCUGAGACUCUCUCGGAAUUUCUUGUGGCAAUGGGCUUGGAGAGUGCUGGAAUUCAGAUUCUAGAGGAUGAUAACUUAUUGCUGCACUAUGGGAACAUAUUGAAAGUUAUUGGGUCCAUGCUGAUAUUGAAAGGAAGUUCAGGGCUUGAUAAACAGAUUAGGCAUUCGCUUGAAGCAGGAAUAGUGUUGAAACUUGAAGCAAUUGGGAUAAAGAAGCCACAGCCACAGCAGAUUAUUGAUCCUUCUGCACUUAUGACAAGAAUGGAGAAACUGGAAAAGCCUUUUGUAUUUGAUCCGUCGAAGAAAUUAAACAAAAUGAAGAUAUACAUGGCUGAACUGGAAUGGUACAAAAAAGAUUGUAGGGACAAGCAAAUAGGUUAUUAUGACAGUUAUAAGAACAAGGCGUCCAGAAGCGACAUAAAAGUUGCCCGGAAUAAGAGAAUGCUAACAAAUUACUGGAAAGAAAUGGUUGCAGAAGCUAAUAAGAAGCCUCAGAAAGAAGGGGCAUCCUUUAGGACACGGUGGCUUUAUGCUGGUACAAACUAUAGAAGGAUGAUCGAACCGCUUGAGAUAGCUGAGUACUACAAAGAGAGGGGCCAAGAAGAUUACAUAAGAAAAGGAAGAUGCCAGCAUUUUGUUCAGCUGGAGGAAUGGCUGAAGGAAGCAGAAAAACCAUCAGGUAGUUCAAGCAAGUUACCUAAGCAAAAUCUAGCUAAUUUGCUUACCUUUGAUUCUUGUUUUUGGGCGCGCGUUGAGGAGGCUUUGAUUUCAUGCAAAAUGUGGAUGGAUGAAGGAUGCAAUGCCAACGAGAGGAUACUACUGAGAGAUAAACUGAUUGAGUUUGAGCAGUAUACAAUGGAGUUGAUUGAGAACUAUGAAGUUUCUCCUGAGAUUUUUUUGGAACAUAGCAGCUUUAUGCAAUGGUGGAGACAGUACGAGAAGAUUAUAGGAAAUUGGUAUCACUCGCGAUUCACUAGCUUCAUGAAGAAUUGCAACUAUCUUCGCUAUGAUAAGAGUGAUUAAUGAAUGAGGUUAUAUUGAAUCUAUGAAAUUUAUUUGUAAAUCAGUUAUCAACAAAGUGGUAAAAAAUCUCAUGAGGUUAGUUUUAAACCCAGUUUUGAAGAUGUGAAAAAUUGUAGUUAGUGUUGUGUUUUUAUCUACUAGGUAGUUGUGUAUUUUUUGAAGAGGUCAUGGGGAUUUUAAUUGUGAGGUAUCUAUUAUCUAGAGAAGUUAUGCAAUUGAGUUGAAUUAUUA